Molecule: messenger RNA, 2417 nt
Organism: Paralichthys olivaceus (Japanese flounder)
Lineage: Eukaryota; Metazoa; Chordata; Actinopteri; Pleuronectiformes; Paralichthyidae
Source: RefSeq, a predicted model, not a curated record
CGGAAUCCGUUUCCCGGAAGUAGCAGCGUUGUUUUGCUGCGGGACGCGGCGCCAGUUUAACGCCACAAGUCAAACGCGAAGCCGCGGCGAACACACCGAGCACACGGCCCUUCCCGCGAUGCUUCCCCCGAGCUGACGAGCCGAACUCUGCUGCGAGUCAAACGCGGACGUUUCCGGAACACCCCGCUGGGUUCUCCGGGGCCAGCUAACGGCUAGCUAGUCUGUUAGCCGGCUAGCCUGUUAGCCUGUCGCCCCCUGUCAACAAGUGGUGUUCGGGAUGGACUCCGCGGCGCUGGAGCUCGAUGCGGUGAAAUUUGCCAAAACAGCGGUCACCUACGACCAGAGCGGCAAAUACAACGAGGCCGUGUUUUACUACAAGGAGGCCGCCCAGGCCCUGAUAUAUGCCGGCAUGGCAGGAUCCAAACUGGAGGGAAUCCAGGACAAAGCGAAUGAAUACCUGGAUCGAGUCCAAGCCCUCCACAAUGCUGUCCAGGCGCAGAAGAGCGACCCGCUGAAGUCCCGGCAGCAAGUGGACAUGGAGCGUGCCCACUUCCUGGUCACUCAGGCCUUUGAGGAAGACGAGAAGGGAAACGACGACGAAGCCGUCGAACUUUACACUCAGGCUGUGGAGCUGUGCAUUACGACGUCCAACGAAACAUCGGACCAGGCGCUGCAGACCAAACUGAAGCAGCUAGCACGCCAAGCCUUAGACAGAGCUGAAGGUCUUAAAGAGUCCCAGUCCAAAUCCUCUUCAGCCCAGACUCAGGACAGGACGGGGCCCUUUGGAACCAAGAAUGUAAGCGGGGGCAGUUCUGGGGGACCGGUCCGCCAGUUUUUCCCCCUUGGGCCAGACUUCACCCUCCACGACCGACCUCAGCCGAUGCGGGCGGUCCAGUCCAGUGAGCCGCAGGGUCAGCGCUACACGUCUGAGGAGAUCGAGGUGCUCAGGAGUACAUCUAAAAUCAAUGGGAUAGCCUACGUGCCCUUCAUGAGCGUGGACCUGAAGGAGCGAUUUGCCUUUCCUGUCCCUUUCUCGGACAAAUCCGGGAAACUGGCGCUGUCACCCAAACAGAAAGCCAUCUUCUCCCGCUGGGUGCGGCCAGACGAGAUCUGCAAUAACCCCACGAUGAUCAUGUCUGUGUCCAGCUUCAGCAUCAAACAGACGGUCGUGUCUGACUGUUCCUUUGUGGCAUCGCUAGCCAUCAGCGCAGCCUACGAGAGGCGCUACAGCAAGAAACUUAUCACCAGUAUCAUCUACCCUCAGAACAGGCGAGGGGAACCUGAGUAUAACCCCUGUGGGAAGUACAUGGUCAAGCUCCACAUCAAUGGAGUUCCCAGGAAGGUGAUAAUAGACGACUUCCUGCCGGUGGAUCGUAACGGAGAGAUGCUGUGCUCCUACUCCAGUAACAGGAACGAGCUCUGGGUGUCCUUGAUAGAGAAAGCCUACAUGAAGGUGAUGGGAGGCUACGACUUCCCGGGCUCCAACUCGAACAUCGACUUGCACGCGCUCACUGGCUGGAUCCCCGAACGCAUCGCUAUGCACUCUGACAAUCAGUCGUUUAGCAAGGACGACACCUUCCGCAUGCUCUUCCAGAGGUUUCACAGGGGGGACGUCCUCGUCACCACGGCAACAGGGGUGAUGACAGAGGAGGAAGGGGAAAAAUGGGGUUUAGUCCCUACGCAUGCCUACGCUGUUCUCGACAUCAGGGAACACAAGGGGAUGCGUUUCCUGCAGCUGAAGAAUCCGUGGAGUCAUCUGCGGUGGAAGGGACGCUACAGUGAGCGGGAUGAAAAGAACUGGACGCCUGAUCUCCUCAAAUAUCUCAACUUUGACCCCAAGACAGCUCAGAAGUUUGAUAAUGGGGUUUUCUGGAUCGCAUGGGAGGACCUUUGUCAAUACUAUGAUGUCAUCUACCUGAGCUGGAACCCUGCACUCUUCAAAGACUCCUCCUGUAUUCACAGUAGCUGGGAUGGGCGGCAGGGCCCAGUGAAAGACGUCUACAGUCUGGCCAACAAUCCCCAGUUCAAGCUGGAGGUCCAGUGUCCAGCAGGGGGAGCUGCUGUGUGGGUGCUGCUCACCAGACACAUCACAGACAAGGAUGAUUUUGCUCAAAACAGGGAGUUUAUCACUCUGGUCGUUUACAAGACGGAUGGGAAGAAGGUUUACUACCCAGCGGACCCCCCUCCUUUCAUCGAUGGCAUCCGCAUCAACAGCCCCCACUACCUGACCAAGAUCAGGCUGACCAGCCCCGGGACACACACCUUCACUCUGGUGGUCUCACAAUACGAGAAACAGAACACCAUCAACUACACUUUAAGAGUGAGAAAGAACUUCUAUGUUCCAAACGUGUGUGUGUGUGUUUGUGUGUGUCAUCAAAGUAUAACUCAUAUUGUUUGGACAUAAAUCAUAAGUGACA